AUGAGACCUAUUAUGUUAGUGGGGCAUGAACGUCCUUUGACUCAAGUUAAAUACAAUAAAGAAGGUGAUUUGGUAUUUUCUUGUUCAAAGGAUAGUGUAGCAAGUGUUUGGUAUUCUAUUAAUGGUGAACGUUUAGGUACUUUGGAAGGCCAUACUGGUACUAUUUGGUCUAUCGAUGUCGAUCCUUUCACUGAAAGCUGUGUCACUGGUAGUGCUGAUUAUUCUAUUAAGGUUUGGAAAGUUCAAACUGGUACCGUUAUUCACACUUGGACUGCCCCUGUUCCAAUCAAGAGAGUCGAAUUUUCUCCUUGUGGUGAUUACAUCUUGGCAGUUUUGGAUGACGUUAUGAGAUACCCAGGUUCUAUCAACGUUUAUAAAGUUUCAAGAGACCCUGUUACAAAAGAAAUUAAAGAAUUUGUAGAAGAACCAAUCUUAGUUAUUAACACUCAAGAAAACCAUAAGGGUGUCACCGUUGCAGGUUGGUCUGCCGAAGGCAAAUACAUCAUUGCCUGUCACAAGGAUGGUAAAGUUAGUAAAUAUAACGCUAAGACAGGUGAAUUCAUUACUUCUAUCGAAUUGCAUACUCAAACUAUUGGUGACAUUCAAUUUUCUCCUGAUCGUACUUAUUUCAUCACUUCUUCAAGAGAUUCAAUGGCUUACAUACUAGAUGUUGAGUCUAUGGAACAAUUGAAAAGCUACGAAGCUGAUUGUCCUUUGAACAGUGCUUGUAUUACUCCUUUGAAAGAAUUUGUCAUAUUAGGUGGUGGUCAAGCGGCUAGAGAUGUUACUACUACAAGUGCUCGUGAAGGUAAGUUCGAAGCCAGAUUCUACCAUAAAAUUUUCGAAGAUGAAAUCGGUAGAGUUAAAGGUCAUUUCGGUCCUUUGAAUUACGUUGCUGUAAACCCACAAGGUACCUCUUAUACCUCCGGUGGUGAAGAUGGUUUUGCUCGUAUACAUCAUUUCGAAAAAUCUUAUUUCGAUUUCAAAUAUGAUGUAGAAAAAGCUGCUGAAGCUAAGGAACAUAUGCAAACAGCAUCAGCUUAA
Vanderwaltozyma polyspora DSM 70294 is the source of this 1044-nucleotide messenger RNA. RefSeq names its product translation initiation factor eIF3 subunit i (gene TIF34). Bases 1 to 1044 code for a protein of 347 amino acids. Gene Ontology annotation, molecular function: RNA binding; protein binding; translation initiation factor activity. The transcript has a single exon. The record is from RefSeq and is a predicted model, not a curated record. Lineage: Eukaryota; Fungi; Ascomycota; Saccharomycetes; Saccharomycetales; Saccharomycetaceae. Gene Ontology annotation, cellular component: eukaryotic translation initiation factor 3 complex, eIF3m; cytoplasm. Gene Ontology annotation, biological process: cytoplasmic translational initiation.